Molecule: messenger RNA, 1039 nt
Organism: Zonotrichia albicollis (white-throated sparrow)
Lineage: Eukaryota; Metazoa; Chordata; Aves; Passeriformes; Passerellidae
Source: RefSeq, a predicted model, not a curated record
UGCAAGAUGCUCAACUCCAGCAGCAGCCCCUCGGGAAACAACUGCAGCCACAGCACGGUGGUCACCACCACGGUCAUCCCGCUGCUCUACUGCCUCAUCUUCCUCGCGGGGCUCUCGCUCAACGCCCUGGCAGCCUGGGUCUUCCUCUACGUGCCCAGCACUAAGAGCUUCAUCGUCUAUCUCAAGAACAUCGCCGUGGCCGACCUCCUGAUGAGCCUGACGUUUCCUUUCAAAAUCCUCGCUGACUCGGGACUUGCCCCUGCCCAGCUCAGCCUGUUCGUGUGCAGGUACUCGGCCGUGGUGUUCUACAUGAACAUGUACAUCGGGAUCACCUUCUUCGGCCUCAUAGGCUUCGACAGGUACUACAAAAUCGUCAAGCCUUUGUUCACCUCCUUCGUCCACACCGUUAACUACAGCAAGGUGGUCUCUGCAAUCAUAUGGCUGUUACUAAUGAUUAUGUCAUUUCCAAACAUGAUUUUAACUAAUGAAAUCACUAAGGACAGUUACUCCACAAAAUGUAUAGGUCUUAAAAGCGAGCUUGGCAGACAGUGGCACAAAGCAACAACUUACAUUUGCACAGGGAUUUUCUGGAUUGUUUUUUUCCUGCUAAUCGUAUUUUACACUUCUAUAUCCAAAAAAAUAUACAGUUCUUACAAAAAAUUCCAGAGGAACUCAGACACAGCCAAGAGAAAAACCAGCCGGAACAUAUUCACCAUCAUGUUUGUGUUUGUCAUUUGCUUUGUGCCCUACCACCUCUGCAGGACCCCAUACACGUUGAGCCAGAUCAGCUCCCAGUUCACCUGCCAGGCCCAAAAAUCGCUGUUCUACGCCAAGGAGUUCACUCUGGUGCUGUCUGCAGCAAAUGUCUGCCUUGACCCCAUUAUUUAUUUUUUCCUCUGCCUCCCCUUUAGAGAAAAGCUGUAUCAAAAGCUGCACCUCAAGCCAAAAGCUUCAAGUGAGGUUGAAAUUUCUAAAUCCAGAAGAUCAAAUACGCUUGGGGAAAGCAUAAACAUAGUGUAGGUUUGUGUCUCCACAAUAA